This is a messenger RNA of Hordeum vulgare subsp. vulgare (domesticated barley), 1431 nucleotides long. RefSeq names its product cinnamoyl-CoA reductase 1-like. Gene Ontology annotation, molecular function: oxidoreductase activity, acting on the CH-OH group of donors, NAD or NADP as acceptor. The transcript is spliced from 5 exons. NCBI's taxonomy places the organism in Eukaryota, Viridiplantae, Streptophyta, Magnoliopsida, Poales, Poaceae. Bases 133 to 1158 code for a protein of 341 amino acids. The record is from RefSeq and is a predicted model, not a curated record.
AAACACUUGGGCAUACGUUGUUCUCAUCUGCAGAUAUCGCCAACACAUCUAUUCAAGUAUUUAUUCACCUAACCGGCCGGAGGGGAGAUCUUUGUGCCGCGCCGUACCUACGCGCGCCGGACAGGAGCCAGCAUGACCGUCGGCGGCGAGGCCACGGGAGACGGGCAGACGGUGUGCGUGACCGGCGCCGGCGGCUACAUCGGGUCUUGGAUCGUCAAGCUCCUGCUGGAGAAGGGGUACGCCGUGCGAGGCACCGUCAGGAACCCAGAUGACGCGAAGAACGCGCACCUGAGGGCUCUCGCCGGCGCGGCGGAGCGGCUGGUGCUGUGCAAGGCCGACCUGCUCGACGGCGACGCGCUGCGCGCCGCCAUCGCCGGCUGCCACGGCGUCUUCCACACCGCCUCGCCGGUCACCGACGACCCGGAGGAGAUGGUGGAGCCGGCGGUGAGGGGCACGCGCUACGUCAUCGACGCCGCGGCCCAGUCCGGCACGGUCCGCCGCGUCGUGCUCACGUCGUCCAUCGGCGCCGUCGCCAUGGACCCCAGCCGCGACCCGGACGCCGUCGUCGACGAGUCCUGCUGGAGCAACCUCGAGUUCUGCAAGAAGACCAAGAACUGGUACUGCUACGGGAAGACGGUGGCGGAGCGGGAGGCAUGGGAGGCGGCGGCGGCGCGCGGGGUGGACCUAGUGGUGGUGAACCCGGUGCUGGUGCAGGGCCCGGCGCUGCAGCCGGCGGUGAACGCCAGCCUCACGCACGUGCUCAAGUACCUCGACGGCUCCGCCAAGACGUACGCCAACGCCGUGCAGGCGUACGUGCACGUCCGCGACACCGCCGCCGCGCACGUCCUCGUCUUCGAGGCCCCCGCCGCCGCCGGGCGCUACCUGUGCGUGGCCGACGGCGCCGUGCUCCACCGGGAGGACGUGGUCACCAUCCUCCGCAAGUUCUUCCCCGAGUACCCCAUCCCCAGCAGGUGCUCUGACUCGGUGAACCCGAGGAAGCGGCCGUACAAGAUGUCGAACCAGCGGCUCCGUGAGCUGGGCCUCGAGUUCACGCCGGUGGCACAGUGCCUCUACGACACCGUCGUCAGCUUCCAGGAGAAGGGCAUCCUCCCGGUCCCUCCUGCCCCGGCACAGCCGGCGAUGAAAGAGAUCAACUGAAAGUGUGGUACACUACAGUACUUCUUAUAGCAAUCCAGAAGCAUCCAUCCAUCCAUGGAUCAUGGGUGAAAGCCUUCAGCUAUGUAUUGCCGUAUUGGCAUGUCAUUCUGCUGUCAGCUAGCUGUUGCUCCAACAGUUUGAACUUUAAUUGGCAUGCAGUUAUGUUCUCCGAUUUAGAUAGAGGAAGGGGUUGAAAUCUUGAAAUGGGGUGUCGUGCAUACUCGAGAAUUUACGACUCGCUCCGGAUCCUUCGAAUCGAAUUGAGUUGCUCAA